AUGAGCAAGACCAACAACACAUCCCUGGACACGUUGGUCACAGAUUUCAUUCUCCUGGGCUUGUCUCACCCCCCGAAUCUGAGGAUCCUCCUAUUCCUGGUCUUCUUCAUCAUUUACAUCCUGACUCAGCUGGGGAACCUGCUCAUUCUGCUCACCAUGUGGGCUGACCCAAAGCUCCAUGCACUCCCUAUGUACAUCCUUCUGGGCAUGCUCUCAUUCCUGGACAUGUGGCUUUCCUCGGUCAUCGUUCCUAGACUUAUUUUGGAUUUUGCUCCUGCCAGCAAGGCUAUCCCAUAUGGUGGCUGUGUGGCUCAGUUGUAUUUCUUUCACAUUCUAGGCAGCACCGAAUGCUUCCUCUACACCUUGAUGGCCUAUGACAGGUACCUGGCAAUAUGCCAGCCCCUGAACUACCCUGUGCUCAUGAAUGGGAGAUUAUGCACUAUCCUUGUGGCUGGAGCUUGGGUAGCUGACUCCAUCCAUGGAUCUAUCCAGGCCACCCUGACUUUCCACCUGCACUACUGUGGGCCCAACCGGGUGGAUUACUUUUUCUGUGACAUCCCAGCAGUGUUGAGACUGGCCUGUGCUGACACAACUGUCAACCAGCUCGUGACCUUUGUGGACAUGGGAGUAGUGGCCGCCAGCUUCUUCAUGUUAAUUCUGCUCUCCUAUGCCAACAUAGUCCAUGCCAUCCUGAAGAUACGCACCGCCAAUGGGCAGCGCAGGGCCUUCUCCACGUGUGGCUCCCACCUAACUGUGGUCACUGUCUACUAUGUUCCCUGUAUUUUCAUCUACCUUCGGGCUGGCUCCAAGAGUCCCCUAGAGGGAGCGGUGGCUGUGUUUUACAUUGUUGUUACUGCAUUACUGAACCCCCUCAUCUAUACUCUGAGGAAUCAGGAUAUGAAGUCUGCUCUGAAGAGGCUAACAGCAGUUCAAGGAGCUGCAAAUGAAAAUGAGUAAAUAAAGGCUCAAGAACCACCUAUAUCACCAUUGCUACCACUCUUUUCAGCUACUUCUGUAUGUGGCUAAUGAUCAAUAAAUGAUUGGUGAUUUAAACUGAAUUGAACCUAAUUCUAUUUGGAGAAAAGUUCUGAACUCUUUAGAUCCAUAAUCUUUUCAUCUCAUUAGAUUGGUUCCAAUUUUUUUAUAUUAUUUGUUUAGAAAUAAAUGGAUAUAUCUCUCUUCUACCUCUGACUUG
Messenger RNA from Trichechus manatus latirostris (Florida manatee), 1195 nucleotides. Its product is annotated as olfactory receptor 10G2-like. The record is from RefSeq and is a predicted model, not a curated record. Gene Ontology annotation, cellular component: membrane. NCBI's taxonomy places the organism in Eukaryota, Metazoa, Chordata, Mammalia, Sirenia, Trichechidae. Gene Ontology annotation, biological process: G protein-coupled receptor signaling pathway. Gene Ontology annotation, molecular function: G protein-coupled receptor activity; olfactory receptor activity.